This is a messenger RNA of Galendromus occidentalis (western predatory mite), 922 nucleotides long. RefSeq lists its product as uncharacterized. Gene Ontology annotation, molecular function: protein binding. NCBI's taxonomy places the organism in Eukaryota, Metazoa, Arthropoda, Arachnida, Mesostigmata, Phytoseiidae. Bases 25 to 777 code for a protein of 250 amino acids. The record is from RefSeq and is a predicted model, not a curated record. The transcript is spliced from 3 exons.
AUUCUUUGGCUGGUCGCAGUCAAGAUGUGGAGUCUUGGAUCCGCCCUGGUGUUUUUGAGCGUAUUCCCUCAUUGCAUGACCCUCGACGUAUUCGUUUCCUUCAAACGUGGCUCUGAUGGAAGAGGAGUUCUGAUCAACGUCGAACCUGAGCGUCAGGAAUUCUUGGGAACACUCUGCGGCGUGUACGACUCUUAUAGAGUUUGUUCGAACGAGAGCUUCAGGGGGAAAUUGGAGUUUUCGAGUUUAAAUCCUUACACUGACUACAAUUUGACUCUCUCGAACAACUCAACCCAUGAGUCCAUCGCUUUCCGAACCGAUUUGGGAGUUCCUUUCAGUGCCGUGAACUACUCGUCGGUCAAGGUCUCGUCCGACAGCGUCUUCGUCACGUGGUUUCCGCUAGACCCGGAGCUGCUCCAUGGACCUCCGUCGGGCUACAGAGCUCUGAUCUGUCCUUACUCGUCGUUGGAAUCAUGUCAUUUCCUAGAUUUCGAGACAAAUCACGCAAUCUUCUCCGAUCUGGAGCCAUCGAUGCGUUACAACAUCACGGUGUGGCCAUACAACGUUGAUACGUUCGGGGACGUAUUGCAAAACUCUAACCUUGCGUACACUCUCAUCGUGCGAACAGCCCCCGCACGGGUGUCGUACGUGCUCCCAACUGUGGUUGCAUCCGGCCUCAUGCUCUUGUUGGUAGGGCUCUUCUUGACUUUUCUCAAACCGAGACUAUUCCCACCGAAGCCGAGGCACUUUCAGCUGAUUGAGGAAGAAUUUUCGCUAUGACCUGGAGCUACCUCCCUGACUCUGAGGCGAUGAUCGAGGGCGAUCCCGAGGAGCAGCAUGACAGGAAUGAGCUCGCGGUAUGGGGAGAAACGAUCCUGAACUUCACGGACAUUCCAGGAAGUCACCAGGAAUCAUCGCGUCGUAA